GAAGGGGCGUCCCGGGGAUGGAGGGGGGGGCUCCCAGGAGGGGUUCGGGCCCCUCCCGGGGGUCCCGGAGUUUGGGGUGACCCCCGUGCCCCCCCAGCGCUAUGGGCCCCCCCUCGCUGCUCCUCCUCCUCUUCUUCGGCGCCAGCGUGGCCCCCGCGGCCCCCCCGGACCUGGAGGAGCCCGAGGAUUACGCGGAGUGCAGCGAUGGCUACGAGUGGGACCCCGAGACCGAGCACUGCAAAGACGUGGACGAGUGCGCGGCCGAGGGGCCGCGGCCGUGCCGGGGCUCCAUGAAGUGCCUGAACCAUUUCGGGGGGUACCUGUGCCUGCCGCGCUCGGCCGCGCUGCUCAGCCCCGGGCCCGGCCCCGCCCCCCCCGACGGCCGCUGCCCACGAGGCUUCGGCCCCGCCCCCGACGGCACCUGCGCAGACGUGGACGAGUGCGCGGGGCCCCCCCCGUGCCGGCCCAGCCAGGAGUGCAUCAACCUCCCGGGGGGCUUCGAGUGCCGCUGCCCCCCCGGGUACCGGCACCGGGACACCGAGUGCGUGGACGAAGACGAGUGCCAGUUCCGCUGGUGCCAGCACAGCUGCGCCAACUCCCCCGGAGCCUUCGCCUGCCGCUGCCACCCUGGCUUCAGCCUCGGCCCCGACGGCCGCUCCUGCCUCGACGUGGACGAGUGCUCCAUGGGCGCCCGCUGCUCCCAGCGCUGCCUCAACACCUUCGGCUCCUUCCGCUGCCGCUGCCGGCCCGGCUUCGCCCUGGGCGCCGACGGGCACCGGUGCCUCGAUGUGGACGAGUGCCAGGGGCGGGUCCCGUGCCAGCACCGCUGCCAGAACCUCCCGGGGGGCUUCAACUGCCUCUGCCCCCCCGGCUACGCCGAGGAGGGAGGGCUCUGCCGGGACCGGGACGAGUGCGCCGAGGGCUCCCACGGCUGCGGGGGGGCCCAGAACUGCCUCAACACUUUCGGGGGGCACCUCUGUGUCCCCCGCGAGCUCUGCCGAGGACCCUACACCCCCCACCCCCGCAGCAACGGGACCUGUGUGUGCCCCGGGGGGGUCCCGGGCUGUGCCCCCCGCCCCCGCUGGCUCCUGCACCGGUUCCUGGCGCUGCCCCAGACCCCCGAGGUCCCCGCCGGGAUUUUCCAGCUCCAGCACCCCCCGGGGGACCCCCAAAGGCUGCGGCUGCGGGGGGGCCCCCCCGGCACCUUCCGCCUGAGGGCGCUGACCAAUCACAGCUCGCUGCUGGAGCUCGCGCGCCCCCUGGCGGGCCCGCGGCAGCUGCUGCUGGAGGUGGAGCUGCUCCGCCCUGGGCCUCGCCCUCCGCACGAGGCCCCGCCCUCCGCCACAGGGGCCCCGCCCCCAAGCGCAUGGGACCCGCCCCCUCCGGCUGGGCGUGGCCUGGCUUUGCUCCGCCUCCAUCUGUCAGUGGGGGCCCACCCGUUCUAGGGGGGGGACAUCCCCAAAACUCCACUGGGACCCCCCAAAACCCUCCUGCGACCCCCAAAACUUCCACUGGGACCCCCACGACCCCCAGUUUUCCCACCAGCCCUCACAACCCUUCCCAAGACCCCCUGGGAU
Serinus canaria (Common canary) is the source of this 1577-nucleotide messenger RNA. RefSeq names its product EGF-containing fibulin-like extracellular matrix protein 2. NCBI's taxonomy places the organism in Eukaryota, Metazoa, Chordata, Aves, Passeriformes, Fringillidae. The transcript has 11 exons. The record is from RefSeq and is a predicted model, not a curated record. The coding region runs from base 102 to 1445 and encodes 447 amino acids. Gene Ontology annotation, molecular function: calcium ion binding.